AUGCAUGAGACAUAUGUCUCGCCUGAAGGCCCUAUCAUUCGAGUCAACCCGAAUGAGAUUCACAUCGCGGAUCCCAGUUUUUACCCUCAAAUCUACACCAGUGGCACUUGCAAGGUCAACAAGGAUCCUUCAACUGUGGCAGGCUUCUCCGUUCCAAACUCUGUGGCAGCGACGGUUGACCAUUUCCACCACCGCCCUCGACGGGGCUACAUGAACCCUUACUUUUCCAAAAGAGCCAUCGUUGCUCUUGAGCCCGAGAUCCAUGAGCGUAUUUUCGCUUUGACUGGCAGGUUCCCGCGCGCAGCGGUGGAAGGUGGUCACUUGUCUCUUGACAGGUGUAUUUCCGCCAUGACAGCUGAUAUUAUCCUGAAGCUGUUCUUUGGCCAACACUAUGACUACAUCAACGAGCCCAAUUUUGAGUUCCCCAUUCGUGACGGGUUUUUUGGAGCUUCCUUGAUCUUCCAUCUGUCUCGUUUCGCCCCGCGACUCAUUCAAACUCUGAGGAAACUACCCAUCCCUGUCAUCAGCUCGGAAAAGAAAGACACUUCCACGGCCAAGUCUGCCAUCCUUGAAUCUCUGGCUAACGAGCGAAUCCCCGCACAGGAGAGAAGUAUGAAGCGUCUGGUUGACGAAGGUCUUGUCAUUACCAUUGCCGGUACAGAAACAUUCGCCAGAGCUCUUUCCGUCGGACUGUUCUAUCUUAUCCAAAAUGAGACUCUCAUCACCAAAUUGCGCGCGGAAGUCGCUGCAGCUGUCCCCCCCGGGCCAAUCUCCAGAUACUUGGACUCUGGAGCAGCUAGAGCGCCUGCCAUUUCUCACUGGCUGUGUUAA
This is a messenger RNA of Aspergillus udagawae, 831 nucleotides long. RefSeq lists its product as uncharacterized. Gene Ontology annotation, molecular function: heme binding; monooxygenase activity; oxidoreductase activity, acting on paired donors, with incorporation or reduction of molecular oxygen. The record is from RefSeq and is a predicted model, not a curated record. The transcript is spliced from 4 exons. NCBI's taxonomy places the organism in Eukaryota, Fungi, Ascomycota, Eurotiomycetes, Eurotiales, Aspergillaceae. The coding region runs from base 1 to 831 and encodes 276 amino acids.